Molecule: messenger RNA, 4126 nt
Organism: Orussus abietinus
Lineage: Eukaryota; Metazoa; Arthropoda; Insecta; Hymenoptera; Orussidae
Product: BTB/POZ domain-containing adapter for CUL3-mediated RhoA degradation protein 3
Exons: 4
Coding region: 200-1177 (325 amino acids)
Biological process (GO): protein homooligomerization
Molecular function (GO): protein binding
Source: RefSeq, a predicted model, not a curated record
GAUGUACAUAUGUACCGUAUGCCUUUCGAGUAGCUCGUUGAGGUCAACGUUGAGUGCCGUUUUUUGUCCCGAGGACACGCCGGAGAUGUCGGUAACUAAUCUAACCUAGCUAAGAGCCGUGGCUCGCAUCAGUGUUCGCACGGUGGCAGCCCGAAAUUCGCGUGUACCCGUCGCAACGUCUCCGUUGCUCGUGUAUUAAAUGUUGAGUUUGACACUCGACAAAAUCGAUAUCUCGUCCUCACCGUCAUCGCCGCGCUCGUCGUCGGACGCGGAGGCGUUCUUGAUAAACGUCUUCGUCAUGUCGGGCGAUCACAAGACGGUCAUUAAGUAUCCAUCAGAGUACGUCAAGUUGAACAUUGGAGGGUCUCUGCACUACACGACUAUAGGGACACUGCGAAAGCAUGACACUAUGCUGCGUGCCAUGUUCAGUGGUAGGAUGGAGGUUCUGACGGAUUCGGAAGGUUGGAUACUAAUAGAUCGCUGUGGAAAACAUUUUGGAACAAUUUUGAACUUCUUAAGAGACGGGUCUGUUCCCCUACCUGAGAGUGCCAAAGAAAUGGCAGAACUGUUGGCCGAGGCAAAGUACUAUUGUAUCAGUGAGUUAGCGGAAUCAUGCGAGCAAGCUCUGCUCAAGAAGGAGCGGGAAGCAGAACCCAUUUGCCGCGUUCCUCUGAUAACGUCACAGCGGGAGGAACAGUUGCUUAUUAGCAAUACUAUGAAGCCUGUUGUAAAAUUGCUCAUUAAUAGGCAUAAUAACAAAUAUUCCUACACAAGUACAUCCGAUGACAAUCUAUUGAAAAACAUCGAACUCUUUGAUAAGAUGUCACUUAGAUUCAGCGGUAGAGUGUUGUUCAUUAAAGAUGUCAUUGGUUCAAGUGAGAUCUGUUGUUGGACGUUCUAUGGUCAUGGUCGGAAGGUAGCAGAGGUAUGCUGCCACUCGAUCGUGUAUACCACAGAUAAGAAACAUACUAAGGUUGAGUUUCCAGAGGCUCGCAUUUACGAGGAGACAUUAAACAUUCUUCUGUACGAGCAUCGGAAUGGUCCUGAUCAGGAACUUAUGCAAGCUACAUCUUCACGUGGAGCAGUCGGAGGUGGUCCACCCUGUACCUCUGAUGAGGAAGAGGGUGAGCGAUCGGGUCUGGCACGUCUUCGCUCCAACAAACAAAAUACCAACUGACCCUCUCUUGCUCUCCUUACUUCUUCCCAUCCAGCAAUCCUCAGUAUGGUCCGAUCCCUCAAAACCAGGGCAAAUAUCAAGUAAUGGCAUGUAUGAAUCUUGUGCCAAUGAAAUCACUACUUUGAUGCCACUCCAAACCUCGUAUUGAAGGUUGAUAAAUAGAUCCUUGAUACAUCAUUCACAAUUGAGUAAAAACAAGGUAGUUUGGAGGGGACCAUUUCGUCAUAGUGAAGUUAUGUGAAACCUGGAUGAAGGUUUACAGGUACGUGUAAUUCUACAAAAUUUAAUGUUCAGACUUUUUUUAUUCUCAUUACUUAAAUCAUUAACGUGAUUUUAGAGGACCCAAAAUAAUUGUUACUGUGACAAGUGAAUGUUAUCAGAAGAAUGUGUAUGUAUGUUGAGUUUGUGCCAAAAAUUGUUAUCAAAUGUGAGAAUGGCUCGAAGUCCCCUUUCUAUGAUGGAUCGAAUUAUUUUACAUUAAAUGCUUGAAGUAUCAUUACUACUUUUGAGCAGUAUUUGGAAACUAAAGUCUGUAAUUGCCUGUAGAAAAAUUACUUAUAAUGCUUAGAACAGCAGACCUUCCAGCUUUUCGUUAAGUCGUACAAAUGUGGCAUUUGCAGUUUUCUGCGGAUUUUUAUGUGCAGGAAUACACAUUUCCAUAAAGACCACGAGCAUUUAUAUAUUCUGGUAAUUGUAUUUACCAGGUAUUAACCGAAUUACAGAAAAGAUACACAUUCAGGUAACGCAACCAAAAAUCACAUUUUCACAUUUAGAAUCUCAAUAAAGCUCAAAUUUUCGUCAGUUAAACUAUUGUGUUUCACUCUAUAAUAAUUAACACAUUGUUCAUAUUAAUAUCAUUUAUACUCAUUUCUUGACAUACUACUGAAAGGGAGAAGCGGAAGAACCACUGCCAUUUGUUUUUACAACAUUGUAAGUUUAUUCACAAAACAGCUUUAGUUUCGGAGAAAGCCUAAAAAAAUACUAUGACCCAGAUUUUAAUUUAAGAAAUUAUGGAAAAAGAGAUAGAAGUAUUAAUCUGUUUAGGACACAAACUUUUCAUAAUACUAAAUGUUGAUUCAUCAUUUAGUACAUCUCUCCCACAAGUAGAAAUCUUUAACAGCCUAUAAUAAGAGAAUGUAACUUGCGCAGCAAUGGGCAUGGCAAAGUUAAAUGAUUUUGUAGUCGAUGCUAGUAACCUCUUUAACUCUUUGCAUUCAGAUAUCACCAAUGUGCCAACAAUCUGGUUAGUUAAAGAUAUAUGGAUGCAAAAGGUUAAUUGUUAGGAGAGCCAAGAUUCAAAUUCAUAUCACAUUCCUAUGGACAAUCAUGAUUAUUAUUCCGAAGACUUUGUAAAAGAUUAAGGCCAACCUAUUAUGUGAUAAUAUACCAGCACUUCGCAGUCGCGCAGAUUUUGUUGCACUUUGAAGACCCUUGAAAGUGAACUCGACUUUUGUUACAACAUACACAUUCGAGAUGUCUAUACAUAUCGCACUGAUGUUUCACAAAUUUUCUAUGUCAGUUUCGAAAGUAGGUUUCGUCCUUCCGCAAGAUAUCUCUAUAGAGUUUCGUGUGUCGGUCAGGGAAAUGCUAAGAAAGGUAAAAAUUGUAAUUGGAGUUUCCUGUGAGUGAGUACUGAACUUCCUGCAAUCACCCGAUGUUAUGUGUCUAUGCAGUACUACGUUGCAGACCUAACUUAGCUAGCACUUACCGAUGCUGUAAUUAUUGUAUCGUAAUGUCAAGAAAAAUAUGUGCUUGCGUUUCAUGAUACUACCGUGUAGGACACAGGGUAAUUAUUAUAGGUGAAAUGGAAACUUGAUAUAUGCAUAUAUAUACAUGUAUAAGUACAUUUAUUGUAAAUACGAAGAUUCAACGUCUAAGCUCUCGAUGGUUCGAUUAUGACGCACUUGUAAAGUUUACGCGAAACUUUCAGCGAUUAGGCAUAAACGAGUUUACCUUACUUCGACUUCGUGUCUGUAUAUACGGUACGAUAAUGAUUAUUUGUAUUAUAAAUUAUUGUAAUCAAGAAAUGCGAAAGUGUUGAGAUUUGGACUCUAGAAGUAUGGGAGUCGUAUAUGUAUACGUAUUUUAUUCGUCUACUGUAUUCUAGGGCCUUGGGAAGACUUAGGCCAAAUGGCAUCAACGACUUAAAUGGAAGUGACAUUUGUAAUUCUAUUGCGUCGAAUUUAAGUUUAACUUGAAUAGGUAAUGGGCUGAUUGCUUCAUUACCACUUUAUAAUUUACUUGUCAGUUUAUUAAUGCUUAUGAAAUACUUAGAAUUAAUGUACAAUGGACGCUUGAAUGGAAGUUCCAAUUGUUGAUAGACGUGCCGGUAGUGGGCUUUGAAACCAGUGACGUUACUACCGUUUAAAUAUUUAAUGUUACGAUGAAUUUGGUGGUUAUGUGCUGUUCAUUUUUUGAUACUUGAGUAAGCGGUCAGCAUGAAGUUUAAAGUUUCCUUAUCGUUAUGAAGUUUUUUGAUCGGGCAUGUAUGACAUCGUUCUAAGGAUGAUAAGUAAUGCACUUAACGCGCACAAAUCGUGAACAUAGACGAUUGGCUGUGGAAAUAUUCAUUUUCUACAUAUUAAACGUCAGAGAGACAAUAAACGGGCAGACAUGUUUAAGAAUGAACUUGUCUCUUCGAUUAACUUAACAAUUUUACUGUAGUAUUUUGAAGGACCUGGAGUUACAUUUAGUUUAAUGUAAAUUGAUGGUGUGAGUGAUCAUUUGUAAUUCACGUUAACUUUACUUAUUGUUUUUCCAUUGUGGUAAAUUGUUUGUUACGUAAUCUGAAGUCACGGGAGAGCAUGGUUCUCAAAUUUACUUGUUAUAUCACGAAUGUAUAUAUAAUAAGGAAGUAAGAAUGUAACAAUAGAGCAAGUGCCAAAAUCAUGUAAUGUGGUAGUCUGUAACUUAAUGAAUGCAUUGUACAUUAAAGAAUGAAACGAGUAA